AAGAAAACGAGAAAAGUCAGAAGACAGUGAACAAGAAUAAAGUGAAGAGAUGAGGACACUAUAUUUGUUGCUUGCCCUCGGCCUGCUGUGUGCAGUCGUAUAUUCAAUACCAGUCGAGGAUGACGAACCUUUGGAAAAGGAGUUGAAAGAAGAUAAUGAUGAAAAUGCCCUGGAAGAAGACGAUGAAGACGACAACGACGAAGAAGACGAAGUUCAAGCAGAUCCUUCGGCCUACCGAGGAUAUGGCAGACGCAGACGUCGCAGACGCAGGGGUGGUUACGGUGGAGGUAGACGUAGACGUAGAUAUGGUGGUAGACGUCGCAGACAUUAUGGAUAAAUAUGCUACAUGAUUUCAAGAUAAAGGACUGGACCCACUGAAAUGAAUGGACAACAUAAUUGACAACUUUAAUUGCAUGCAUCUUUGACAACGUGUAACCUGUAGAUCUAAAAUCAAUAAAAA
This is a messenger RNA of Dendronephthya gigantea, 460 nucleotides long. Its product is annotated as coiled-coil domain-containing protein 96-like. The transcript is spliced from 4 exons. Lineage: Eukaryota; Metazoa; Cnidaria; Anthozoa; Malacalcyonacea; Nephtheidae. The record is from RefSeq and is a predicted model, not a curated record. The coding region runs from base 50 to 337 and encodes 95 amino acids.